Molecule: messenger RNA, 1497 nt
Organism: Vittaforma corneae ATCC 50505
Lineage: Eukaryota; Fungi; Microsporidia; Nosematidae
Exons: 1
Coding region: 1-1497 (498 amino acids)
Source: RefSeq, a predicted model, not a curated record
AUGGAUGGAGUCUCAGCUUAUAACUAUAUACGAAGUAAGUUUGUAGAUCUUAGAGAAACAAGAUCUUUAAUCAAGAAAUAUGGACUGAAAAUCAAAUAUGGAUUCCUUUCAGACGAGGAAGCUGCGACUGUUAGAGGAGCUGUGGAAAAGUUCCUUUCGGAAAGACACUUGGCAAUGAACGAUCUAAAAAGACACUUAGUGGAAGACACAGAGUUUCCAAUACAUGAUCUAAUUUACGAAUGCACCCAAGUCUGUGAGCUUAGAACAUACAAGUCCAUGCACACUCACUUGUCUUAUAUGUAUCAUCCUUAUAUCCGUACCAUCUGGAAUUUAGACGAAGAAAUACAAUUGCUAGAUCUUGUAAAUCAAAAAGGAUUUAAGUGGAAAGAGAUAAGCUACCAUCUUUCUAAGUACAAAGAUUUGUGCAGACUGAAGUAUUUAGCCUUGAAAGGUGAAAACAGCACCAACUUGACUAAAAGUAAGAUUCAAAGUCUCCUUGCACACAUGCCAGCAACAGACGAAGAAUGGGCGGUUCUAUGCAGUGAGCUUAAUCUUAAUAGGGCCUAUAUUAUCAGAUGCAUUGACAGGUAUUUGAAUGGCAAGGAGUUGGCCCGCCCCGAAAACAAGAUUUUGGAAAUACACCUCUGCCUUCUGAUUUUAAAUAACAACCAUUACUGUAAGUUUAACUGCAAUAUUGAGAAUAUAUUAUCAUUUUUGAACUUAGAUGCGAAAUCAUACGAUAUUGUUGAUAAAAUUGAAAGUAGUUCAACACCCUUUGUUUCUCAGAAAGGUCGAAGGGCAGGUUCCGUUCUUGUCGAUGGUCUUUGUAGAAGACCGCAUGAAAAUGCAUCCAUAGAUACUGGACAAACAUAUCCAGAGGAUGACUUUGAAGUGCUUUUGGAAAAUAUUAAGAAAGCAAGUGCUGAAAAUCGCAGCCAGACAAGAUUCUUAAACAGAUUUUUAGACUUUUUCAGAAUUCAACCAGGUUUUAAUCUUGAUAUUGCCAUUAAUAAGGAUGAUAUUUUCUGGUACAACGUCACAAAGGAGAUUAACGUUGAAAAGAGCGUGGCAUUAUCAAGGUUUAACCAGCUAGGUAGGGUGUAUAAGUGGAAAACUUUCAAAGACGUCUACGACACUAUUGCCAAAAUGUCAUAUGAUUACGUGGUUACCAGGAUUAAGCAAAGUCUAAUAGAAAAGAACUCAGAAGACAAUGCUAGGGAUAAGAACGACACCACUACGAAAGCCAUAGAAAAAUCGGAGAGCUCUGAGCUAAUGCUUGAAAAGAAUGUUAAAAGCAAAGAUGCAAAAGAGAGCGAGAAUAUCCUGGAAAACCCUAAAAGUUCAGAAUUGAGACAUCAAGCCAAUCGUGGAUGUGAAAAUCUUGAGAAUCAACGGACAGACAGUGAAGCCAGCUUAACCAUGGAAGAGAUAAAAAAGAUUAGGACCAAAUCAAAGCAAAUCUUCUCACGACAGUGGCGGGAAUGCAUCAAACAAUGA